Messenger RNA from Sitophilus oryzae (rice weevil), 1630 nucleotides. RefSeq lists its product as uncharacterized. The record is from RefSeq and is a predicted model, not a curated record. NCBI's taxonomy places the organism in Eukaryota, Metazoa, Arthropoda, Insecta, Coleoptera, Curculionidae. The transcript has 3 exons. Gene Ontology annotation, molecular function: sequence-specific DNA binding. The coding region runs from base 53 to 490 and encodes 145 amino acids.
UAUCAUAUGUUGGUAUAACUAUGGAGGGCUUAAAAAAGGAGAUUUAUCGGCAAUGGGCAAAUUUGAAAUUUCUGUCCCCACUUUUAAGCAGCUUCCUCGGUUUGACAGCAGAGGCACUGCGAUCGACUGGGAUACUACAUUUUCAUUCAGUACAACAAUGAGUCGUGGUAGAAAUUGCUUUGUACCUGGCUGUACAAGUGGGAAUCCCAAUAAAAACAAGGCAAAUAAAGAACGGGGUGAAAGAAACCCAAGCCUUUUCAAAGCUCCUAAUGAUCCUAGCUUGCUACAGCAGUGGCAAAAGGCGAUACCCAGAUCAGACAAGACACUUAGCAGCAAAGAUGCUGUUUGUGAACUACAUUUUCUAGAUGAAGAUAUUUUGACUCAUUAUGAGAUCAAAUUAACUGACGGAACUAUCAGUAGAAUUGAGCGGGGUAGACCAUUAUUAAAGGAGGGUUCAAUUCCAAGAAUUUUUCCUAACCUGCCUAACUAAAUAAGUCAGCGUAUAUACAUAUUCACAACUCUGUAUUUUUGUGCUUUUGAAAUAAACUGAGUACAUUAUUUAUUCAUUAAUAUUUUAUUUACAAACCUACCUUAUAUUAAUAAAGUGAAUAUCAAUAGAAAAACCUUUACAAUUAUUAGGUGACAUUGAAUAUAAUAUAUCUUGAAUUUAAUUGUCUACGAAACAGUGACAAUUUGCAAAACUUUGCUAAUGACAUUAAAACUUACAAUUCAACGCUAGAAAAAACGCUAUUGAACACAGGAAACGUUUCAGCUCAAUAUACCUACUCUCUAGUUUCAGCUAUAAAAAGUUAUGGAAUAGAUAACACCGAUCAAAGGGUGCAAUGGUAACGUUCGUCUUCAGUUUCCAUUUAUGAUUAAGUUAUUCCUGAUAAAAUACUCUUAAUUUUCGUUAUUCAAUCUGUCAAUCGCCAUAAAACCACUACUAGUUCGAAAGAUUUUAAUGUUUAUUAAAAUGGUAUCACACUAAACUGCAUGUAAACAUGUCAAUUUCAAAUGUUUUAAUGAAAAACUAUGAACCUUUAAACUGCAUCAACAAAACUAUUAAUAAAACACUAACACAAUCACACCAUAAACUAUUUCAUUCGCAUUUCUCAUCAAGAAACAAUUACUGUUUACAUCAAAUCAAAGGUUGAACUGGUGAUAAAUUUGUUGCUGGAACUUCUAUCUUUUUUGUACAACAGUUCUAGGGAAGAUUUAUUUUAGCAGCUUAUAUGUUUCUUCGGUCGUGUAUGCACUAAAAAGAACCACAUAAUAAAACAUUUUUAUAAUAUCAACUUAGGAAAAGGAUAUAUUAAACCGGCAUCUAAUAUAACCUAACUAACUUUUCAAACUCAAAUUUAAGGUUUUGUAUUCACAAUUUUAGCCACGCACAUUGCUCAAUUAGAAAAACCACGUUUCUAAAAGCUAACUCUGGUAAAAAUAUGCCCAAAUAUUAACUUGGCUCUAUAAUUUAUAACAAAAUAGUUAUUCUUGCCAUAAGAAGCUGUGUAUUUCUAGUAUCCCAAUCAUCACAAGCGCCCCUAACGGCGAUUUUCGAACUUCAUUUAGAUCUCAAAAACUGGGCCCAUAAUUUUUGCGUUCGAUUCGCCUCCUCCUUUUAGACUCCAUA